CAAAAAUGUCACUCUACUUUCUGGGCCCCUGACAAAUUUGCUUUCUUUCGUCGUUCGCCGUUGAAUAUUGCGGGCUCGUGCCUUCAACACCGAAUCAGCCGGCGAUCAUCUGUCCUAAUAGUCGAGCAAAGGUUGUUGAGAAAUGGUUCUGGUUAAAGACGAUUUGGUACAUCAACCCAACUUAAAGGAGCGUGGACGCAAGAAAGCGAUUGAGUCCAACAAUUUUCACCAAACGAAGAAUAAUGUGGUUGAAUGUAAAACAAAAGGAAAGAAAGAAUUGUCUCCAAAAGAAAGUCACAAACGUGAUCUGAACACGAGCGAAUCGACUUUGAUGGAAAAUCUUUAUAACUUUGACAUCACGUUGUCGAGGAAUCUAAGCGUUUGUGCGGACAAAAAAUCAGGGAGAUGGAGAUCGCUGAUGAUUCUUCUUGAAAUCAGUGGGCACGGAGUUCCAUGGAUUGUUGGAACGGUGUUUUCUGUGAUAUUUUUCUCAGAUGUUAAACAAGAAUUCGCUUGUAAUUUGCUUCUAGCUCUGAUAUUCGAUCUAGUCGUAGUUGGAGGCUUAAAAGUUAUGGUGCGACGAAAAAGACCAGUAUAUAACGAAGGAGACAUGUUUGCUACAGUGUCCGUGGAUAAUUACUCAUUUCCUUCUGGUCACUCUACUCGAGCUGCGAUGGUUGCAGGUUUAUUUGCAAUGUUUAUUGAAAAUGGACUUUGGAGAAUUCUGAUUGGUUGUUGGGCCCUGUGCGUGUCGAUGUCUCGUAUCAUACUUGGCAGACAUCACGUGAGUGAUGUGUUCUGUGGUGUUUUGAUUGGUUUGUUACAGUGCUGGACUAUUUGCACCAUUUGGUUGGCAUCCAAGACCUGCCAGGAACUCUUGUCACUUAUACCAUAUUUCUAUGAACUAAGGAAGCAAGGUCAUGUGUUAUUUCAGAAUUGAUAUUGGUAGACAGUAACAAGAAAAAGAGACUGUCCUGUCUUUAGCUGACCUUGCUUCUACCGAGGACUAUCACUCUUGAAAGAUGCAAGUAGACUUUGUCAUUUCUCUAUUGUGCUUUCUAAAGGAUUUCUCAUGUAUAUAGAACUUUCAUGGGAUCAAUAUCAGUAUCUGGGCAACUGCCCACCUACCCCUCCUCUAACCCAACAUUAACCUUAACUUGUUCUCAAUUAACUGUUUUUGAGUUAGGGGAAGGGUAGGUGGGCAGUUGCCCAGAUACUGAUAUUGAUCCCUUUCUUGUUCUAUUAACUUUUUAUUUUGACACAUUUGCAGUCAAGAUCAGGCCCUGGUUGUUCGAGGGUGUAAAAUGCUAUGCACUGUAUAGAUCUCCAUCCUUUGGAUAGUAUAGUAUGUUUUGUUAACACUUAUCAGCUGAAAUAUGGUAUGUAAAUCACCCUUGUUUUG
Pocillopora damicornis (cauliflower coral) is the source of this 1402-nucleotide messenger RNA. Its product is annotated as polyisoprenoid diphosphate/phosphate phosphohydrolase PLPP6. Gene Ontology annotation, molecular function: sphingosine-1-phosphate phosphatase activity. NCBI's taxonomy places the organism in Eukaryota, Metazoa, Cnidaria, Anthozoa, Scleractinia, Pocilloporidae. The record is from RefSeq and is a predicted model, not a curated record.